CUCCCAGCACUCAGAAAAAGACUCGUCCUUUCCUGCCCAGCUUGAGACGGGCUUUAGAGCCCACGGAGACCCGCGUGGGUUGGAACCCCGAUUCGGGCUUUUAGUGCCUGCGGGAAAUUUUGGGGAGCUGCGCAGCCGGGAGGGCAGAGCCGGCGGCGCGCUAAGGGGCUGCAGCUGCUAAUUAACAGCACCGCUAAUGAAUCCCUCCCCCUGCCACAUACCCCGCCAGCCCCUGCCUUCCUCCCUGCCUCCUCCCGGGGCGCGCUCGCCCGGGAGCGCGCAGUGCGGCGCGGCCGCGCCCGGGAGCGCGCAGUGCGGCGCACCGAGCCCCGGCUGCGGCGAGCCCCGGCGCUCCCCGAGCAGCUGAGGAUCCAUCUGUGCAUGCCACUGGUCUGCUCGCCUUGGGGGACGCAACUGAGUUCCUAACGCUGCCCAGGCGUCCAAAAUGGUCAUGCAAAGACACCCCCUCACCUGCGCAGGAAUAGCAUUCGCUCUCUACCUUCAUCACCUCGUCAGCACCAUCGAAGUCCCUCUGGAUUCAAAUAUUCAGAGUGAAUUGCCUCAGCCCCCCACAAUCACCAAGCAGUCUGUGAAGGACUACAUCGUCGACCCAAGGGAUAACAUCUUCAUUGAAUGUGAAGCCAAAGGGAACCCCGUUCCCACUUUUUCCUGGACGCGGAACGGGAAGUUCUUCAACGUGGCGAAGGACCCCAAGGUGUCCAUGCGACGGCGGUCGGGGACGCUUGUCAUCGACUUCCAUAGCGGGGGACGGCCGGAGGACUACGAGGGCGAGUACCAGUGCUUCGCCCGGAAUGACUACGGCACUGCUCUCUCCAGCAAAAUCCACCUCCAGGUUUCUAAGUCUCCCCUGUGGCCCAAGGAGAAGGUGGAUGUGAUAGAGGUGGAUGAAGGCGCUCCGCUCAGCCUGCAGUGCAACCCGCCGCCCGGCCUGCCCUCUCCCGUCAUCUUCUGGAUGAGCAGCUCCAUGGAGCCCAUCCACCAGGACAAGCGCGUCUCCCAGGGCCAGAACGGUGACCUGUACUUCUCCAACGUCGUGCUGCAGGACGCCCAGACCGACUACAGCUGCAACGCGCGCUUCCACUUCACCCACACCAUUCAGCAGAAAAACCCCUACACCCUCAAGGUGAAAACCAAGAAACCCCAUAACGAAACGUCUUUACGAAAUCACACUGACAUGUACAGUGCCCGAGGGAUUACAGAAACAACUCCCAGCUUCAUGUAUCCCUACGGGACCUCAAGCAGUCAGAUGGUGCUCAGAGGGGUGGACCUCUUGCUGGAGUGCAUUGCUUCAGGAGUACCAGCACCAGACAUCAUGUGGUACAAGAAAGGAGGAGAGCUCCCAGCAGGCAAAACCAAGCUGGAAAACUUUAACAAGGCUCUUCGUAUCUCCAAUGUUUCUGAGGAAGACUCCGGGGAAUAUUUCUGCUUGGCGUCGAACAAGAUGGGCAGCAUCCGCCACACGAUCUCGGUGAGAGUGAAGGCUGCUCCAUACUGGUUGGAUGAACCCCAAAACCUCAUUCUGGCCCCUGGUGAGGAUGGCAGGCUGGUGUGUCGAGCCAACGGGAACCCCAAGCCUGCGAUACAGUGGCUGGUGAACGGCGAGCCUAUAGAAGCUUCUCCCCCCAACCCAAGCCGAGAGGUGUCUGGAGACACCAUUGUAUUUCGAGAUACCCAGAUUGGCAGCAGUGCCGUGUACCAAUGCAACGCGUCCAAUGAGCACGGCUACCUUCUCGCCAACGCCUUUGUCAGUGUCCUGGACGUGCCUCCACGGAUACUGGCCCCCCGCAAUCAGCUCAUCAGGGUCAUUCAAAACAACAGGACCCAGCUCGACUGCCCUUUCUUUGGCUCACCGAUCCCCACCUUGAGAUGGUUUAAGAAUGGCCAGGGGAACACGCUGGAUGGAGGAAACUACAAGGCCCACGAGAACGGGAGCUUGGAGAUGAACAUGGCUCGGAAGGAGGACCAGGGCAUCUACACCUGCGUCGCCACCAACAUCCUGGGUAAAGCGGAGGCCCAGGUUCGCCUGGAGGUCAAAGACCCAACCAGGAUUGUGAGAGGACCAGAAGAUCAAGUGGUGAAGAGGGGCUCCAUGCCUCGCCUCCACUGCCGAAUAAAACACGACCCUACACUGAAACUCACAGUCACCUGGCUGAAAGAUGACGCACCCCUGUACAUCGGAAACAGGAUGAAGAAAGAAGAUGAUGGUCUGACAAUAUAUGGCGUGGCUGAAAAGGACCAAGGGGAUUAUACCUGCAUAGCUAGCACAGAGCUGGACAAGGACUCGGCUAAAGCGUACCUCACCGUGCUGGCUGUCCCUGCUAACCGUUUGAGAGACUUACCAAAAGAACGACCCGACCGGCCCCGUGACUUGGAGCUGACAGACCUGGCCGAGAGGACCGUGCGGCUGACGUGGAUUCCCGGCGACGACAAUAACAGCCCCAUCACAGACUACAUCGUCCAGUUUGAGGAGGACCGGUUCCAACCUGGCAUGUGGCAUAACCACUCCAGAUACCCCGGGAGCGUCAACUCGGCCGUCCUGAGCCUCUCUCCUUACGUCAACUACCAGUUUCGGGUGAUUGCGGUGAACGACGUAGGCAGCAGCCUGCCCAGCAUGCCCUCCGAACGGUACCAGACCAACGGGGCACGUCCUGAAAUUAACCCAACAGGAGUUCAAGGUGCAGGGACCCAAAAAAACAACAUGGAGAUAACCUGGACGCCUCUGAACGCAACUCAAGCUUAUGGGCCCAACCUCAGGUACAUCGUGAGAUGGAGGCGAAGGGACCCCCGAGGGAGCUGGUACAACGAGACAGUGAAGACACCAAGGCAUGUUGUCUGGAACACCCCCAUCUACGUACCCUACGAGAUCAAAGUGCAGGCAGAGAACGACUUUGGCAGAGCCCCGGAGCCUGACACCGUCAUCGGCUAUUCAGGGGAAGAUUAUCCCAAGGCUGCGCCUACGGAUGUUAGGAUAAGAGUUUUAAACAGCACUGCCAUUGCUCUGACCUGGACCCGAGUGCACCUGGACACCAUCCAGGGACAGCUCAAGGAGUACAGAGCCUAUUUCUGGAGAGACAGUAGUUUGCUGAAGAACCUGUGGGUCUCCAAAAAACGGCAGUAUGUGAGUUUUCCUGGAGACCGAAACCGGGGCAUAGUGUCCCGGCUGUUUCCUUACAGCAACUACAAGCUUGAGAUGGUUGUAACCAACGGGAGAGGAGAUGGGCCACGCAGUGAAGUUAAGGAGUUCCCCACACCAGAAGGAGUGCCCAGCUCCCCCAGGUAUUUAAGAAUCCGACAGCCAAAUAUGGAAAGCAUCAAUCUGGAGUGGGAUCACCCAGAGCAUCCCAAUGGAGUCCUCACAGGAUACAACCUUAGAUAUCAAGCCUUUAAUGGAUCCAAAAUGGGCCGAACCCUGGUAGAGAACUUCUCUCCCAAUCAGACAAGGUUCACCCUGCAGAGGACAGACCCCAUCUCACGUUAUCGCUUCUUCCUGCGCGCACGGACCCAGGUGGGAGAAGGAGAAACCCUAGUGGAGGAGUCGCCAGCCUUGCUGAACGAAGCCACGCCAACCCCAGGUACCGUACCAGCCGGAGGAGCUGCAACUGGGACGCCUCCAACUACGGUCGGGCUAACCAGUACUACAACCACCCCAACUACCACCGACACAACCACCACCACCACCGACACAACCACCACCACCACCGACACAACUACCACAACUACCACCACCACCACCGACACAACCACCACCACCAGUACAGCCGCCACCACUCCACCCGCCACCACCGCCGCCAGCACUACAGCAGCUACAGAGCGGGCUCCGGCAGCCACCACAAAGCAGGAGUUGGCCACCAAUGGAUCGUCCAUAUGGGACAUAAGAGCUAUGGCUAAUAGUAACUGGGCAAACAUCACCUGGAGCCACAAUUACUCUGCAGGAACUGACUUUGUGGUUAAGUAUAUCACCAGUAACAAGACAGAGAAAUCUAUCCCUGUUAAAGCUCAGACCCCUUCCUCUGUGCAGCUGGCGAAUCUGACGCCGGGAAUGAUGUACAAGCUGUGGGUGUUCCCCAUAUGGUCUAGCCCCAGCGAGCACUCGUACAUAACCUUUACCACCAGCUCAGCUUAUACCAAGAAUCACGUCGAUAUCGCAACGCAGGGCUGGUUCAUCGGGCUGAUGUGUGCCAUUGCUCUCCUGGUCCUUAUUCUGUUGAUCGUCUGCUUCAUUAAGAGGAGCAGAGGCGGGAAAUACCCAGUACGAGACAAUAAAGAUGAGCAUCUAAAUCCCGAAGACAAGAACGUAGAAGACGGGUCGUUCGACUACAGGUCUCUUGAAAGCGAUGAAGACAACAAACCCCUGCCAAACAGCCAGACCUCCCUGGACGGCACGAUAAAGCAGCAGGAGAGUGACGAUAGCUUGGUGGACUAUGGAGAGGGGGGCGAAGGGCAGUUUAAUGAGGACGGCUCCUUUAUCGGGCAGUACACGGUGAAGAAGGACAAAGAGGAGACCGAAGGCAACGAGAGCUCAGAAGCCACCUCCCCAGUCAAUGCGAUCUACUCGUUGGCAUAGUGCAACGCGCUGAAACCACAAACAGCCUGAGGUGUUUGUAGUGGAUGGGGGUUAAACAACAGCCGCCGCCGCCACUACCCGCGAUAGAAACGUGUGAUUGAAACCAACCAACAAUGACAAAAAAACAAAAAAAGGAGAAAAAAAAAAAAAAAAAAAAGAGCUUAAAAAAAAAAAAAAUCCAAGCGAACCGGCAGACCAGGUGGCUGCCGAUGCCAUCUUAUCCUUAGCAAACAAGCGAAUGGCAAGGACUCCCGGGGCGUGGAUGGGUUGUAGCUGUAGCUGAAAUCUGGGCUGAGCCAGAGAGGCUGGAGGAGGAGUGGGAUGCUCGAGCUACACCCCAGCUUUGGGGCUGGCCCCAGCACCCAGAGCCAGCCCGGCAGGAGCCACACGAUGGGCUCGGCCCCCCAGGCUCCCCGAGGCCCUUUUUGUUCAUUUAGGAGGGAAUUAAAAAAAUUCUUCUUUUUAAUCUUUACAGGAAGGUUCCAGAUAAGAGGGGAAGGGGUGGGGGGAAAGAAAAAAAAAAAGAAAGAGAGUUUAGGGAGGGAUGAGGGGUGAGUGGGGCCUGGGCAGAGCAACAUAAACGCAUGAAAGGAGGAAAGUGGUGGAUCUUUGGGUAACGACACCACGGCACUGUAUUACCGAGAUGUCCAUCCUCACAGCAGCACCUUGCCCACAGCCUCUCCCAAACUAGUCAGCACCACAACCGCCUUCCCAAAAGAUCAACAGCACCUAUGCAGGAAGAGCAGGUCCCCACCGCUUCCCUCGGCACCGUCACUCGCAUCGGGGCUGAGGCUCCACGGUCCGUCCUCCCUGCAAAGCCCAUGGGGGGGUCACCCGCCACCCCCACGGGGCUCCGGAGCACCCUCAGAGGACAAGAGGUUGCAGAAGAGCUUGUGGGAUUUGUGGAAGGACGGUCAGGUGCCGCUCAUCCUCCAGGAUAACAGCAUUGCUUGCCUGGGUAAUUGCAGGCAAACUAUUUUGGUUUAGUCUUUGCUUUGUAAGAAUUUGGGGGGGGGGGUAAACUCUCCCCAGACCGUUCCUGCUUUCUUUUAAAGGCAACUCCAUAAAUCUUAUGUAGCAAAGAGGGAGUGGAAACAGGAUUAGUAUUAACGUAGGAUGAGGGGACCAGAAAUAGCUUAUUAAAAAAAAAAAAAAAAAAAAAAAAAAUAUCAAAGCCACCCAGUCAGGAUGAGAAGCACCCACUGGGAUCGGGUGGAGGAUCCUGAUCUGCAGCUUGAACGGUUCAGGGACGCGUGUCCCUCGGGAGACAGGGAGGAAGGCACGUGGCGGGAGCUCAGGACCCGAGGUCCCCAUCUUCCUGAGGCACUGGGGAUGAGCCGGACUGACAGUGUUUCCCACUAAACCCCCCUCCUCAUUUCUGACAGUGGCCUUUUCCCCCCCCUCCAUCAAUCAGCCUGAGCGAGACCCUUCCACAAGCGAGCGCCUGCACCGUGGGACUUCCCCUCCGCUGUCUUAUUAUUUACAUAUCAAGACAAACACGCGAUUUAAGUUAACCCGUUAACACACCGUAACAAAGCGUCUCGGAUAGGAGUGCUCCUUCACAUGCCUUACACAGCUUCAGACUUCCCGUGAAGUUUAAUAAACUGAUACUAUUCCAUUCCCCCACCGCUUACGCGCCCCAACGCAAUGGUCUUUGAUCCACCAGACCAGUAGGAGUAGGAUGCCUGGGCAGCUCUCCCAGCUGAGACAGCAUGGAUCACUGUAGAAGGUAGAGUUUUAUAAUAGACCGUACUUAGUGGCCGAUGCCAUGUGUAUUCUCCCACUUCCUGCACUUUUGAAACCAAAGGUACCUUCGCUGAGAGAGAUUGGAUUUCUUCAGACCGUUUCACAGACAGCGAACGACGUUAGGAUGGAUUUUUCUUUCGUUUCUUUUUCCAAGGAGGAUGUUUUUGUUCGGCAUAAUGGAUUAAAUGCAAUAGGAUUAAUGCAAUUAUUCUUUUAGCUUUCAAGCUGGUUUGCUAUGAAGACAUACUGCUAACAAGAACACUUCUACUAAUAUGGAUUGUUGCGAUGGACUUUGCCGCAUUCUUUAAGCUGCUAAUGGCACAACUAUCCUGUGCUUCGGGGAAGAGCUCGGGCCCGGUCAGCACCUACUGCUGGAUCACACAGGGAAAACAGGAGAGAGCUGGAUGCAAACCAAACAGCGAAGGAGUUACAUUCACCAGGAGGGUUUAGGCUGGUGUUGACAAGCAGAGCCCCCUCCUAGAGCUGGGGGAGCUCCCAGAGCAUCCCCAGGGCAGGGAUGUCCCCUCCCCACUGCACAAGAACCCAUCUGCCAGGGUCCUCCACCCGUGUCAUCUUACAGAGUAGGAGCCACACAUCUCGCUCCGUUACCACCAGUGUAAAUGCAUUCGUGCAACAAGCCCGUUUUCUACUGCUGCCACUCGCCACUGAUCCGGUUGAAGGAGAGCAUCUCCCAGCCCAUUCCCAGGACACGCAUUCGGUUUUUAAGCAAACACACGAGGCCAAAUAUAACACAGCCCUCGGUCCCUGGGAUAAUCGCUUCCCAAGCCUACAGCUGUCCUUACAGUGUUGAGUUUGUGUAACUUCUUGCCCAAGCAAGAAACGAGGAGAGAAAGACACUACAGCCUUCGCUGCGGAAAAGCUUCUGUCGCCAGAGCUGGGCAUCUUCAUUCACACCCAGCACACCAAAACCUCACUGCUUUGUGGACCAACCGCUAAGAGGGACUACAAGACCCUUGGCUACCACGCAACACCUCCAAACCUCAAGAAAGUUGGUCAGGAUUUACUGGAAGCAGAGCGGUCUGUAUCAUGUAUCUGUAUUACGUGCCAUUUACAUUAAAGCCUGUAUUUCUGUCCUGGCA
Messenger RNA from Tyto alba (common barn owl), 7431 nucleotides. It is a transcript of the gene NFASC, whose product is annotated as neurofascin. The record is from RefSeq and is a predicted model, not a curated record. Gene Ontology annotation, molecular function: cell-cell adhesion mediator activity. Gene Ontology annotation, biological process: cell-cell adhesion; brain development. The coding region runs from base 446 to 4585 and encodes 1379 amino acids. NCBI's taxonomy places the organism in Eukaryota, Metazoa, Chordata, Aves, Strigiformes, Tytonidae. The transcript has 33 exons.